Molecule: messenger RNA, 336 nt
Organism: Rotaria sp. Silwood2
Lineage: Eukaryota; Metazoa; Rotifera; Eurotatoria; Philodinida; Philodinidae
Source: the annotation of a GenBank genome assembly
AUGUGGAAAUCACUGAAUGAAUUAAAACAAGCAUUAAAUGAUCAAAUUAGUUUUUCAUUUCAAUUGGAUGAAAUAAAUAAAUAUUUUUAUCAUGAACAAAUACCGUUAUCAUGGAGAUCAUAUACACCACAAACAAAAGAAUCACUUGGAAAUUGCAUUGAACAUUUUCAGCGAAGGAAUCAACAAUAUGAAAAAUGGAUACAUGAUGAAGGUGCUGAAUGGGAUAUAGAAAAUAAUUCUUUAAUUCAACAAUCAAAUAAACAACUUAUUCAAAUGAUGCCACUGAUUAAAAUUAUACCUAUUGAAACACAUAGAUUGAGCAUGAAUAAUUAUUAA